Molecule: messenger RNA, 1731 nt
Organism: Exophiala bonariae
Lineage: Eukaryota; Fungi; Ascomycota; Eurotiomycetes; Chaetothyriales; Herpotrichiellaceae
Exons: 5
Coding region: 1-1731 (576 amino acids)
Molecular function (GO): N,N-dimethylaniline monooxygenase activity; NADP binding; flavin adenine dinucleotide binding
Source: RefSeq, a predicted model, not a curated record
AUGCCGAACGGAAACAAGCAGAGCGUGCAAAAUACAUCUGAUUAUAUCUUCUCCCCUCAACAUGCAAGUAUUGUAUGCAUUGGCGCUGGUGUAUCUGGGAUUGCACUAGCCAUUGAAUUGCAGCAGAAGUUGGAAGACUUUGAGUUGUGCAUUUACGAGAAAAACUCGGACAUCGGUGGCACGUGGCUAGAGAAUCGUUAUCCUGGAUGUGCUUGUGACGUUCCCGCCCAUGCUUACACCUACACUUUUGAGCCCAAUCCAGAAUACUCUCAGUAUUAUGUUGGCUCUAGUGAGAUUCAUGACUAUCUCACAAAAGUAGUUCAAAAGUACGACAUUCGCAAAUACAUCCACUUCAACCACAAGCUUGUGUCUGCUAUUUGGUCCAAGACUCUAGGUGUGUGGGAUCUUGACGUAGAGGUGUCUUCGCAAGAAGAUGUUCCAAGCACGACGAUCAUCAAAAGAUCAUGCAACAUCCUCAUCAAUGCUGGGGGGGUUUUGAACAAUUGGAAGUGGCCUGAAAUUCCUGGCUUGCAUGACUUCAGAGGACCCUUGAUACAUUCCGCGCAAUGGCAGCAUGACCAAGACUUGCACAACAAGACGGUGGCUGUGAUUGGUGCUGGCUCCUCGGGUGUUCAGAUUAUUCCUGCUCUGCAACCAAUCGCUGCGAAGUUGUAUGCUUUCAUCAGAUCCCCAACCUGGAUUGCCCCAUCUCGAGGGUUUAUCGACCCCCCUGGAGAGGCUAAUGGGAAAAUCGAUAUGGUUUAUACUGACGAGGAUAAAAAAAAGUUCCGUGAUGAUCCCGAUUAUUUCCUCCAAUACCGUAAAAGUAUUGAGAGUAACUUGAAUCGCAUCAUCGAUGUGUUCCUGAAAGACAGCCAGAGACAAGCCGGCGCAAGACAGGUUUUUGCUGAUACUAUGAAAGCCAGACUUGGAGCCGAUAGCGUUCUUGUUGAGAAGCUUAUCCCAAGUCAUUCUGUCGGAUGCAGGCGUUUGACACCUGGACAAGGAUUUCUAGAGGCCCUACGUGCACCUAAUGUCGAGGUUGUUACCAGCGAGACUGAGCGCGCUGUGGCCGAUGGGCUGAUCACCACAGAUGGUCUUCUCCUCAAAGUCGACGCUAUUGUGUGCGCUACCGGGUUUGAUACCAGCUGUCGCCCUCGUUUUCGUCUUGUAGGGGAGGAUGCGGUAGAUUUGGCGGAGCUGUGGAAGAACUCAGAUGAUGUUGAAGCAUAUCUUGCCCUUGGUAUUCCACGCUUUCCCAAUUAUUUCAUGUUUAUUGGGCCGAAUGCACCGAUCUCCAAUGGGACCUUGAUUCCGGUUAUUGAGAGGCAAGCUUCAUAUAUGUCGUCAAUGAUCCGGCGGAAAUACCAGCGGCAGCGCACCAAAUCCUUUUCGCCAUCAGUGCGUGCAACCGCGCUGUUGAACCAGCACCACCAGAAAGCAUUACAGCGCUAUGUCUGGACAGACAGCUGUAAGAGUUGGUACAAGUCUGGCAAGAAGGAAGGCAAGGUCAUUGGUCCCUGGCCUGGAAGCAGUUUGCACUAUUUUGAAGCAAUUGCGGAUCCGAAAUAUGAAGACUGGGAAUAUACCUACUGGAACAAUGAGGCUGACUCGGUUGGCAAGCUGGGUGUUGAUGGAAUGUGGCAAUAUUUGGGCAACGGAUCCACCCUGGCUGAAUUAGAGGACGAAAGGACAGGGGGAAAGGAAGAUUUGGCAUGGUAUCUUGGAUAG